Zingiber officinale is the source of this 1341-nucleotide messenger RNA. RefSeq lists its product as uncharacterized. The record is from RefSeq and is a predicted model, not a curated record. Lineage: Eukaryota; Viridiplantae; Streptophyta; Magnoliopsida; Zingiberales; Zingiberaceae. The coding region runs from base 1 to 1341 and encodes 446 amino acids. The transcript has 4 exons.
AUGAGGGAGGCCGAGAAUAGAGACAACGCCGCCGUCCGAGAGAUUGGCAUGAUCUCUGGAGGGCCACCCGAUGGAGAUUCGGGGAGAGCGUGCAAGUCCCAUGUGCGUCGCUUGGAGGUCCACACCGUGGGAUGCAGUAAGGAGCAGGCUUCUGGCCCUGUCAUCAGCUUCGGGCCGGCAGACCUGGAAGGUCUAGAACUGCCUCAUGACGACGCCCUUAUCAUCAAGGCCAUUAUUACCAAUAGCCGAGUGGCCCGGGUUUUCAUGGAUACGGGGAGCUCAGUUAAUAUUUUAUUCAGAACUGCAUUUGAGGAGAUGCAGAUCGAUGCCACUGAACUCCAGCCCGUGGCCACCUCUCUAUAUGGCUUUAUAGGCAAUGAAGUGAAGCCAAUGAGUCAGAUCAAGCUGGCUAUAUCUCUGGGUACUGAGCCAUUGGAAGAGCCCUUGCCUAUGGCUGAAGAACCCAUCCCCUGGGAGGAGGUACAACUAUAUGCUAAACGCCCUAAAAGUCUAACUCGCAUAGCCAGCGAUCUGCCUCCUCCUCUCAAGGAAGAAUUAGUCCAAUGCUUGAUCCGCAACUGGGAUGUCUUCGCCUGGUCUACAGAGGAGUUACCCGGGGUCAAGCCUGAAGUAGCAGAGCAUAAGUUACAUCUACUACCGGACUCCCGCCCGGUCAAAAAGAAGAAAUGGAACUUCUUGGCCGACCAGAACAAAAUAAUCAGAGCUGAGGUGGAUCAGCUCAGGAAGGCAGGCCACGCCCGAGAGGUGCAGUUCCCAUCCUGGAUCUCUAAUGUAGUCUUAGUAAAGAAGCCCAAAAACAAGUGGAGAGGGUAUCAUCAAAUCCCCUUGGCAGCGGAGGACCAAGAAAAGGUUAGCUUCAUUACGACUGAUGAAGAAACCUGCAGGACUCUCCGGCAAUACGGGUUGAAGCUAAACCCAUUGAAAUGCUUGUUUGGAGCUAAAGGAGGAAAGUUCUUGGGCUACCUAGUAACCGAGCGAGGGAUAGAAGCUAAUCCAAAAAAAGUUUGGGCACUACGUGAUAUGCAAGUUCCCCAGAAUUUGAAGGAAACACAAAAGCUGGUCAGCAUAAUAACAACCCUAUUAAGGUUCAUUUCUAGAUCUGCAGAGUGGGCUGCUCCUUUCUUCAAAGUACUUAGAAAGGCCUCUAAGUUCCAGUGGGACGAAGAAUGCACCCGAGCCUUUGAAGAGCUAAAGACGUAUUUGGAGGUUUUGCCAUCCUUAUUCAAGUUGGUUGUUGGAGAACCACUGUGGGUUUACUUGUCUGCCACCCCUGAGGCCAUGGGGGUUGUACUUGUUAAAGAACAAGAUAAUGUACAAUGA